Phoenix dactylifera (date palm) is the source of this 2964-nucleotide messenger RNA. Lineage: Eukaryota; Viridiplantae; Streptophyta; Magnoliopsida; Arecales; Arecaceae. The record is from RefSeq and is a predicted model, not a curated record.
ACUUCCUGAGUGGUUAGACCACCCACUCGGCAGCUUCGUUGGCUCGUUCUAUUUUUUAAAAAGGGGUAGAAAACAAAUCCUUCACCAACUUACAGGGCAUGCAAUUGGAAUUUGGAAGCUACAUCUUAGACUAUAAUUUGUUGUUAAACCAACGGAACCACCAUGACAGCCACACAUGGUUGGAUUGGCUUCUCUUCCAAUUUAUUCAGCACUGCUGCGCCGGGGAAAAGACUUUGAUGAUCGAGAAUCUUCUCCUGGUCGUGGACCGGCCUUGCAUUUCAUGGCUUCCACCCGUCCAUUUUCUAAACGAAAAGCAAGCAAGCUCCCAUGAUCACACCUGGCGCCUCCCUUUCUCCUUUCCCCCCACUAACUCCUCUCUUCAUUACAUGGCUGCUUCGUGUAUGAUUGCAAUCCCGCCGCGCGCGGCAGGCGUUUGAAGGAAUGCUGCAGUUGGAAUCAACCAACACGGUUUCUUUAUUCUCUUUUUUUUUUUUGGUCUAAAUUCCAUGCUUGCACGCAUCUCAAGCCCUUCUUUGAGAGGUGUGUGCACAGACCCAAACUAUUAAAUUGGGUAGACUCAAUUAACUGGUGUUAGUACUUGCACGUCUCAGAAACCAAAGAGUUGCUUAACGGGGAAGGCUAAGCUGCAACCACGGUGCAUUUGGGUUGAUAGCUAGUGCCGCGUCAAUGCACGCCAUGCUGACCAUCGUAUGUCGCAAUUAGUGGCGUCCACGCGCAUGAUUUCGUUGACGGGUCCCUUCCGUUCUCCCCCUACCAUCACGUCCGUCCAUCUUCCAUCGUCCAUCGUGGAUAUAAAAUCCCAGAUUGGGAAGCGUGAAGAGAGAGAGAGAUCUCCUUAUAAUUAAAGUAACAAAAUAAGCAAGAAAAACGAAAACAAAAAAACUGAAUUUAAUACCCAGUUCAAGUCCGGUUUCUGCUCCGUGCAGAGACGGUGGCGGACGCAGCGGCGGAUCCCGACAGAGAGAAGAAAAAAAAACCGAUCCGAGAAAGAGCGAGCGGGCGGGCGAGAGCCCAUGCCUCUUUGUCCGCCUCCUCCGGCAUAGGAUAAGUUAACGUUUGCCGUGGAUGGGCCAGUCCUCCUCCACCCCCUGCCACCGCCGCCCGAAACCCCCCUUCGCCGCUCCCCGGCCGUCCGCCACGAUGAUCCCGGAGGCCGCCAUCUCCACAGACUCCACCGGCUCCGUGUGGGACCACACGGCCGACCUCCCCGACGAGUGCCUCGCCCUCAUCUUCCAGUCCCUCGGCUCUGGCGACCGCAAGCGGUGCUCCCUCGUCUGUCGUCGGUGGUUAGCCGUCGAGGGCCAGAGCCGCCACCGCCUUUCCCUCGACGCCCGUGCCGCCCUCCUGGAGGUCGCACCCUCCGUCUUCGCCCGCUUCGACGCUGUCUGCAAGCUCGCCCUCAAGUGCGACCGCCGCUCCGAUAGCAUCGGCGACGAGGCCCUCGCUCUCAUCUCCGUCCGCUGCCCCAAUCUCACCCGCCUCAAGCUCCGCGCCUGCCGCGCCAUCACGGAGCGUGGGAUGGCCGCCCUCGCCAAGCACUGCCCUAACCUCCGCAAGCUCUCCUGUGGCUCCUGCACCUUCGGCGCCAAGGGCGUCGAGGCCGUCCUCCGGGGGUGCGCCCUCCUCGAGGAGCUCUCCAUCAAGCGCCUCCGCGGCCUCUCCGACGCCUCCGCCGACCCCGUGAGCCCCGGCGCUGCCGCCACCUCCCUCCGCUCUGUCUGCCUCAAGGAGCUCUACAACGGCCAGUGUUUCGCCCCCCUCAUCGCCGGCAGCCCCAACAUCAAGAUUCUCAAGCUCUCCCGAUGUUCCGGCGACUGGGACCGGCUCCUCGCGGCUAUCGCUGACGGCGUCCCGGGGAUUGUUGAGAUCCACCUCGAGAAGCUCCAGCUCAGUGACCGUGGCCUCGCCGCCCUCUCCUUCUGCGCCGAUCUCGAAGUCCUCCACCUUGUGAAGAUCCCCGAAUGCACCGAUGCUGGUCUCGCGACCCUCGCCGACAAGUGCCGUCUCCUCCGGAAGAUCCACAUCGACGGAUGGAAGACGAACCGGAUCGGCGACGAAGGCCUCAUGGUCGUGGCCCGGCGGUGCCCCAACCUUCAGGAGCUGGUCCUGAUCGGGGUCAAUCCGACGACUUUAAGUUUGGGGCUCAUCGCCAGUAAUUGCCGUAACCUGGAGCGCCUCGCUCUCUGUGGCAGCGAGACCUUUGGGGACGCCGAGAUGUCCUGCAUCGCUGCCAAAUGUACGGCUUUGAAGAAGCUCUGCAUCAAAGGAUGCCCGGUCUCGGACCAGGGGAUGGAGGCCCUCGCGGAGGGGUGCCCGAAGCUGGUGAAGGUGAAGGUGAAGAAGUGCCGGGGGGUGACGCCAGAAUUUGUUGAGUGGUUAAGAGCGAGCAGGGCAACACUGGCUGUCAACUUGGAUAUUGUUAGCCAAAUUGAGCAACCAGAUGCGACAUUAAGUGAGAGUGGAAUUCUAGAUAAUGGCAGCGAGCUGCUUCCAGCGAUGGUGGAUCAGAUGGCCUCUGUGGAGCUUCCGUCGAGCAGUAAUGGUCGAUCAUGUCCAUGGAAGGCUAGGAUGGGCUUUCUGGUGGGGAGGAAUUUCUUCGCCUCCACUUUCAGGCGAUGGUCCCAUGGGAGCAGCAAUCCACAUCGCUCAUGAAAAAAGGGAAAGAGAAGAACUCUUUCGUUCGCUGUUUACAUUCUUAGUAUAUGCAUCUGUAUGUUAAUUAGCUUCUUCAUAAUUUAGGCUGUAGCUCUAUCAUUAUUGUUGGUGAUAAGCUGUUCGCUGCUGUCUUCUGGAAUUGAAUUAUAGGUAGUUUUGUCGCUUAAAGUGGUCGAUCAUUACUUUUUUCUGGCAUCCUUUUCCCACCUUGGUCUAUGAAUUGUUUGUGUUAUGUUUAUUCAGACUUUUUAUGUUUAUAAUGGCACUACCUUUCAUAUUCAUUGGCAA